UGUCACACUCAUAGUACUCUAUAAACAUAAGACGGACGUGCAUCGCAAGAAAUUUAUGAAUAACGGAUGAAAUUAAAUUGUGCUUAAGCAUUGACAACAAUAAAAUUUAAACAUUGAAAUUACAUACAUUUAAAUUGUGCAUAUUUGUGGUGAAAACAAUAAAUUGAAACAGUAUUUUAUUUUGUAGUUUGUUAGCGAAACAAAAAGACACAAAAAAAGAGAAAAUCACAAUGGAUGAUGUUACAAGACGAUUUUUGGAGAAUGCACAGAAUCGCAGUAAAAAGCUUGGUUUGGCAAAUGGUGACUUAAAGGUACCAUUGAAAGAUAAUAAUGUCAAACAAACGGUGGCCGCAUCGCCAAAACGGCGUCAAUCGACCGAACGUAAGGCAUCAUCGGUCACAUCACCAUCGGUGAAAAAUCGAGCCGUUGCAUUGCGCACCAUCAAUAAUUCAUUGGGCGAAACGAAGAAUGCAUUAAAUAUCGAUGCAUCCAAGGAGAAUGUUGAUUUGGCACUCGAAAUCAAUAUCACAACCGGACCAAACGUUCAGGUACAGGUUGAGGUGGAAGAACAAGAAUUGGAUGGUGAUGGUAAAGUAUUGAAUACAAUACAAAAGCAACGAAAACAAAUAACAUCCAUCGAAGAGGUUGAACGUGUUGUGGAAAAUGUGACAACGCCAUCGUCAUGCAUACGCGAUUCAUCUCGUAAUCAAUUGCAUCGUUUGGGUGCAUUAUACUCAAAUCCACAGGAUCUAUCAUCACCGGUGCAUCGCACCGAAACUGCAUUUACCAUUGAACAAGAUCACGAAACUCGUUCCGGUACAAAGUUAAAGAAAUCAAAGAAACUCGCCGAAUUGGCCAAUUCAUACAAUGAAUGGGAAGAUGAUUCGAUAUCAAGAAAUCGUGCACACAAAACAAAUGCAAACGAUGUGGCUGCUGCUGCAACAAGCAAAUCAAAUGAUGCCAAAUCGUUUGGUGGCAUUAAAUCGACCGCAAAGUCACCACGAAAACAAGACGAAACAAGAGGUGCGACCUUUUUGAACCGCAUUGAUUCAAUUGAAAACAAAGAAUCGGACCACAAUAAGAAUUCCAAUACCAAAAAAUUGGAUUGGGAUAAAUGUAUAAUGAGCAGCCUGGAAAAGCAAGGUUUCAAACGACGUGACACCACCAACAAACGUUUAGAAUUUGAUUUUAAUGAUGAAACCGAUAGCAAACGAGACAAUCGACAUGUUUUAAAACCACCGUCCGGUGCAUAUGGUAAGGCCAACAAAGGUGCCGUGCCAAAACAAAUUGAAGCUAAACAGCCGUCAACGAAAAAAGUUGAAGUUACCAAAGGUUUGGUAUCUGGCCGUGCCGCUUUAUUUGAGACAAGCGCAUCGCGUGCUACAAACUCGGCAACAGCAAAUACAUCCAACAAUUGCAUCCAGAAAAAUGAAAAGGAUCCAGCUGAAAUGUCAUUGAAAGAACGAAUGGCAUUAUUUGAACGAAAUAAAAGUGGAGCAAUGAUACCAAAAUCAUCAAUAUCCUUACCAGCUUCCGUCAAACAAAUUAUGGCCGAUAAGAAACCAUCGGAGAAUAUAAAACAGGUGAUUACAACACCACAGCAACCAAUAAUCAGCAGUAUUGUUACAUCCGUGGCACCACAAUCAUCAGCCUCGGCAACGAAAAUUAACAAUUUUAAUAAAGCAACGAAAGCAGAAUCAGCCGCUUCCGGUUCUGGUAUACGGCAAACAGUUGCUGCUUUAUUGGCGGCACCGGCAACCAUUGCUGAGGCUCGCAUAGCCAACGAAAGCCGUAAAAACAUUGAACAUGAGAUGAAUGUCGUUUUGAAUCGUUUCAAUCAAAAACACAUCGAAGAACCGGCUACACCGCCACCAGCACCACCAAUGCCAGACAAUCUAUUCAAAUCGAAUUCGAGCGGACGCAAGAAACGAUUGAGCGAUGAACAUCUUGUUUCGGAAGAUGUUCGAAGAAGUAUCGAAAGUGUAAAACGCAUUAAAGUCAAUCCACCGAGAAAUGGCCAUGCGUAUCCAGCACUUUCUGACAUUGAGUCAUCGGGUGCUGAAAGAAUGACACCAGAAAAUUAUACACCCGAACCGGCUUAUACCGAUGACGAUAAUGAACAACCCAUCAUGGAUCGCUACAUGUACAGUUCACAAGAUGAAGGAGACGAAGAAGGGGACAGUUACAUGGAUUCAGAGGAAGAUAUGAGUAUUGAAUCUGAUCGUCGUGAUAAUGGGCGUCAUGUUCAUUAUGCCGACUCUUCAAUUACAACAUCUGAAGGGAGUGGCUUUGAUAAAUACUUGGAUGAAGCCAUUGAUAAUGUGGAAGAUGAUUUAGAUGAACGUAAUUACAGAGCGGCCGAAAAUGGUACACUUGCAUCGAACAGUUUCAGUUAUGAGCGAAAGCCAUUGAAUCGUCAACAUGAUACGAUAUUCGAAGGUGAAGCAACAACCAGUAAAACUAGCUCAAGAUUCCAAAGUCCAAUCAAAUCCAGAUUGACAGUGAAUCCAUCGGAUGACAAUAAUUCGGUUACAUUGACGCAUACCGUUAGUUUCUAUCGUCGUCAACAAGUACUAAAUUCACCAAGUGUUCACAAGGUGGUACAUCGUUCGCAUCCAACCUAUGAACAUGGUACAAUCGACGAGAGCACCGAUUUUUAUGAUGACGAUGAAAAGAUCACACCAGAAACGAAAUACCUUCGAUCCCAAGAAGAUUUGGCAGAACAAAAGAUCAAAACAUUGAUGAAAAAUGUUAUGAUUCAAAAUCAACAAAUUGCUCAAUCCAGCAAUGCACUGAACACAUGUGCAUCGACGCUCGAAUUCUCUGGAUCAGCCGAAUCAGUUGUGGCCGAAUGGAAACUUUUAGUUGCAACGCAUAGCCGAAAAGCAUUAUUAGAAGAAGUGGAACGAUUAAAAGCCCAACGAUUUUUACGUGCACCUGAUGCUCCGAAGGAAUGCGGUCGCUUAACAAUCAAAGAUAUUGUAUUGCCGUUGCGUGAUGAUUAUGUGAAAAAGGUGUCGGAAGAAAAAAUUGUUGGCCAUCAUUUGGUAUGUUUAUUGAAAUAUAAUGAACAUGUUCUUGCAACAAAAACUAUUCCAACAUUACCCGGACUCAGAGCUGUUAAAUUUCCGGGUGAAUUACACUUGGACAAUGUGUAUGCCGAUUUUAAAAUUACGCUCGAAAUUUACGGAAUGAUUGCACAAAAAGAAUGUAUACCGCAUGAUGCAAAGUAUCAUAUACACAAAGGAAAGAAAGGUGUAAUUAAGACGCCAAAAGGUAAAAAAGCCGGUUCGUGCUUAAUUAUGCCACCAAUUCAAUCACCGGCCGGUCCAAAUGCUGUACGUGCACCGGCAUUUGCAUACUAUGGCUUUAUCAUAUUUUCAUUGCGUGAAGUGCAACGAAAUACAUGGACAUUGCAAAAAUCACCGCCCGAAAUAACGCCAUUGGUCGGAACGGUGCAAAUGAAAAUCAAUUGUGCACUCACAGUAAAUAUCGAUUACAAAGGAUUUUUGACAAUGUUCGAAGAUGUGUCCGGUUUCGGUGCAUGGCAUCGUCGCUGGUGUCGAUUGCACGGCAACAUCUUGAGCUACUGGAAAUAUCCAGAUGAUGAACGUUCCAAACCACCAAUUGGCUCAUUGGAUUUGAGCGUAUGUGAACAACAAAAAAUCUCAACGGCACCGCGUGAAAUGUGCGCCCGAUUAAAUACACUCAUGAUUGAAUUGAAACGGCGACGUCGCGAAGAUGACGAAGACUCAAUGUUACUUCGAACAGAAGGCGAAUACUCAUAUGUUAGACAAUUGUUGUCUGCCGAUGAUAAGAAAGAACGUGACGAAUGGUGUGAAUAUUUCAACAAGACAUUGGCAUUGAUGCGAGCCUGGGGCAAUUCUAAUCGAUAAAAUAAAAUUUAAUCAGUAUUCCGAAUAGUAAUUAUAGAAAAAAACGUAUUCGAAAUCAUUUUGCAAAAAAAAAAAAAAA
Molecule: messenger RNA, 3975 nt
Organism: Contarinia nasturtii (swede midge)
Lineage: Eukaryota; Metazoa; Arthropoda; Insecta; Diptera; Cecidomyiidae
Gene: scra
Product: anillin
Exons: 9
Coding region: 231-3896 (1221 amino acids)
Biological process (GO): actomyosin contractile ring assembly; mitotic cytokinesis; septin ring organization
Cellular component (GO): actomyosin contractile ring
Source: RefSeq, a predicted model, not a curated record